AUGGGCUCGGCGAGCCGGGCGCUGUCCGUGGUGCCGACUGUGCUUCUAGCCCUCGCGCUGCCCGUCUGGGCGCAGAACGACACGGAGCCCAUCGUGCUGGAGGGCAAAUGCCUGGUGGUGUGCGACUCGAACCCUGCCACAGACGCGAAGGGCUCCUCUUCCUCCCCGCUGGGCAUCUCGGUGCGGGCGGCCAACUCCAAGGUCGCCUUCUCGGCGGUGCGGAGCACCAACCACGAGCCCUCGGAGAUGAGCAACAAGACGCGCAUCAUUUACUUCGAUCAGAUCCUAGUAAAUGUGGGUAAUUUUUUCACCUUGGAGUCUGUCUUUGUGGCGCCAAGAAAAGGAAUUUACAGUUUCAGUUUUCAUGUAAUUAAAGUCUACCAGAGCCAAACAAUCCAGGUUAACCUGAUGUUAAAUGGAAAACCAGUAAUAUCUGCCUUUGCUGGGGACAAAGAUGUUACUCGUGAAGCUGCCACUAAUGGAGUCUUGCUCUACCUGGAUAAGGAGGAUAAGGUUUACCUAAAACUGGAGAAAGGUAACCUGGUUGGAGGCUGGCAGUAUUCCACGUUCUCUGGCUUCCUGGUGUUCCCCCUAUAG
Messenger RNA from Pipistrellus nathusii (Nathusius's pipistrelle), 597 nucleotides. Lineage: Eukaryota; Metazoa; Chordata; Mammalia; Chiroptera; Vespertilionidae. The record is from the annotation of a GenBank genome assembly.